GGAGCCAUCAUAAAAGGUAAAGGACCCCUUUGGAUCCCUUGUAAUUCCAGCACUGGCAGGACGGAUGAACAGCCUGGAGGCAAAAAGAACAGGACAAUGGAGCCAAAAACACCCAGGAAUACAGGAUACUUUAUAUUCAGGAAUACAGGAAUAUCAACAAAGUGGAGUCAAGUACAUGCAGCAGCUUCAUGGGCUUGAAAGAUCACUUGGGGCAUGACCUAGGCCACCUCUAUGAGGACACCGCAGAGACUCAAAUAAGUGCAAUUGCACCGUGGUCAAUGGUAGAGAAACCAACAAUGGAUAAAAUUAACUCUAGGAAGGAAGAUGCUAACAAGGAGACUUCUGAAGAAACUGGAAGUUCCAGUUGUGAUUCGGAGGAGAGCACAAAUUCUGAUAAUGAAUCAGAACGACCAACCACAAUUGGAACAGAAUCAAGCUUCUUACCUAAGACUCAUAGACAACUCUGCAGGUCUCCUUGCUUAGAACCACAUAUAUUAAAGCGCAAUGAAAUUUUGCAAGACCUUAAGCUAGAGGAAGCUCAGAUAGUGACUAAAGAAAUUAAAAAACCUCCUGACGUGGUGAAAGAAUAUCAAACCAAACUGGAGUUUGCACUUAAGUUAGGUUACUCUGAAGAACAGGUUCAACUUGUCCUGACUAAGCUUGGUACUGAUGCUUUAAUCAAUGAUAUACUGGGAGAACUGGUCAAACUUGGAAAUAAAACUGAGACAGAUCAGAGUGUAAGUAACAUUAAUGCCAGCUUAAUGCGUGAAGCAUCUUCUGUUGAGUCUCAGAGAUCUGACUCUCCCCUUCAGGAGGAUGUGCCAGUGGAUGAUGAUAACCUGAGACCCAUAGUUAUUGAUGGCAGCAAUGUGGCAAUGAGCCAUGGAAACAAAGAAGUAUUCUCAUGUCGAGGAAUAAAACUGGCAGUGGACUGGUUUUUGGAAAGAGGCCACAAAGAUGUCACAGUGUUUGUGCCAGCAUGGAGAAAAGAACAGUCCCGACCGGAUGCUCUCAUUGCAGAUCAAGAAAUCUUGCGUAAAUUAGAAAAAGAGAAAAUUUUGGUGUUCACCCCAUCCCGCCGUGUUCAGGGGAGAAGGGUGGUAUGCUAUGAUGACAGGUUCAUAGUGAAGUUGGCCUUUGAGUCAGAUGGUAUAAUUGUGUCUAAUGACAACUACAGGGAUCUAGCUAAUGAAAAACCGGAAUGGAAGAAGUUCAUUGAUGAACGGCUGCUGAUGUAUUCAUUUGUCAAUGACAAAUUCAUGCCUCCUGAUGAUCCUCUUGGCCGCCAUGGCCCCAGUCUGGAUAAUUUUCUGAGGAAGAAACCUGUUGUACCAGAAUAUAAGAAACAGCCAUGUCCAUAUGGGAAGAAAUGCACUUAUGGACACAAAUGCAAAUACUACCAUCCAGAAAGAGGAAAUCAGCCUCAGAGGUCGGUAGCUGAUGAACUUCGUGCCAUGUCUAGGAACACAGUGGCCAAAGCUGCUAGUGAAGGAGGGCUGGUGAAAAGCAACAGUGUUCCGUGUAGCACUAAGAUUGAUAGCACUUCGGAUCUCAAGCGAACUGCUCCAAAGAGGCAAUCAGACCCUAGUAUAAGGACUCAAGUCUACCAAGACUUGGAGGAAAAGCUUCCCACCAAAAACAAAUUGGAAACCAGGUCUGUACCUUCUUUAGUUAGUAUACCGAAUUCUGCUGCUGCAAAACCCCAAAGUACUGCACCUUUAAGCAAUGGCCUUCCACCUGGAGUUCAUUUCCCACCUCAGGAUCAAAGACCACAGGGACUGUAUCCUCCAGUGAUUAUGGGAACCAAAAAUCACGGAACGCCAAUGCCUUAUGAGCAGUAUCCCAAAUGUGAGUCUCCUGUGGACGUAGGUUACUACUCUAUGCUAAAUGCGUAUUCAAACCUAAGUAUCUCUGGCCCACGAAGUCCUGAAAGGCGUUUUUCUUUGGAUACAGAUUACAGAAUUAGUUCUGUAGCCUCUGAUUGUAGUAGUGAAGGGAGCAUGAGCUGUGGCAGUAGCGAUUCCUACAUAGGCUACAAUGAUCGCUCUUAUGUGAGUUCUCCUGAUCCCCAGCUGGAAGAGAAUUUAAAGUGCCAACAUAUGCAUCCCCACAGCCACCUUAAUUCACAGCCCUUCUUGCAGGGUUACCAUGAUACGCUCACCAGAGUGCAAAGUUACAGUCAUGAAGAACCAAAGCAUCAUCACAAGCCUCCACAUCCUUACAUGGCUGUACACCUUCAGCAUCCCAGUGUUGGCGCUCGUUCUAGCUGUCCUAGUGACUACCCUGCUCCUCAGAGUUCACAGCACUCGAAGAGCAUGCAUCUGGGGAGAGCCCUUGUGUCCACAAGGGUAGACAGCAUAUCGGACUCGCGUUUGUAUGAUAAUUCUCCAUUAAGGCAAAGAAAAACCUACUCUGGCCAAGACGGGCUCAGUAGUUGGGAAAGGCAGGGCUAUGGGAUUGAUGCAUAUGGCUAUCGUCAAACUUACUCCCUGCCCAGUAACUCCACCCAGCCAUGUUACGAGCAGUUUGCCUUCCAAAGUUUACCUGAGCAACAAGAUCAACCUUGGCGGAUACCUUACUGUGGAAUGCUUCAGGACCCCCCAAGGUAUCAGGACAGCCGAGAGAAAGUCUACAUAAACCUGUGCAACAUUUUCCCCCCUGACCUCGUGAGGAUCGUCAUGAAAAGGAAUCCUCACAUGACAGACGCUCAGCAGCUCGCUGCAGCCAUUUUAGUGGAGAAAUCUCAGCUAGGUUAUUAAUGACAUAAUGAUGCAUCUUUGUGGUGUCUAUUAGUUCAGUUUCAGCUGUAACGCUGAGGGAGGUUUGCUACAAUAGCAUUUGUAAUCUCCUUCUCAGCAAGGAGGUUAUAUAGUAAUCCAUUUAUGUGAAAUACUGUGCCAUGGAAUCUGUAUGUACAACCCCAUACAUUGGAAGUGACAUGAUCAGUUUUAAAUGCUCACUUGAAUUUAAAAACAAAAAUCAUAACUGGAAGAUCUUUCCAGUUUAAUAUAUUAUUAUAUCUGUGGUCUCUGGAAAAGAAUAUUUGGUGCGUUGGGGUUUUUACAUGCAGCACUUUCUAAUAUUGUUACAUGUUUAUUAAAUUAUUGGGUGUUUUGUCCUUCAAGUGCAAAACAUGUUUUUUAAUAGCUGCAGAAAAGUGAAGAGGAUUUUAUGCACCCAGCAAACGGUUUUUUCAAGCCAAGCUUCUUAUGAACUCUUUUUUAAAUUGCAAUUAAGUUAUUUAAUUUUAUUGUGUGAUUUUAUUUGUGCUAUAAUCAUUUUAUUUAUAGAAAACAAAGGUCUUUUACAGCACUGAUUUUAUUUUUUAAACAAUUUGUAAGUUACCAGUUUUAACACAGAAAUGGGUAACAAUAUAUUAGUACUUUAUAGUAUGGCACUUUUUCAUUUGUUUGGUUUUGGGUUUUAAUUGAAAUUAUUUGUUUAUUACUGUUGUUUUUUGGUGCAAGCAGAAGCAAUCAUUGGGGAAGAAACCUGCCAUCACUAAUUUAUUAUGUAAAAGGCCAAAGCCUUUUGUGCAGGUUUUGAAGACGUUGAGCUUAUCCAACUCAUAACUGUCUAGAAUUAGGCUACUGAUAUAUCAGUUUAGGAAACAGCUUUAUCCAGCUGAUGUACACUUCCAUCCAUCAGAAAUGGCAAUGAAAUUGAGAUUUGUUUUAGGUGUGUGUCUUGUUCCUCUAAUUAAUGCACAGGUAUAUUGGACAAAAUGCUUUUUUCAUAAAAAAAAAUACCUGUUUUUAAAUGAAACUAAUUGUUCUCAAUGCAAUUUUUGUAUAUAAGAUACUGUGUAUUUUUCAUGCUAUUUAUCAAGGCUGGCCUAAGAAGGUUUUAUGUUUAUGUUGAUGAUAUGCAACAUUUUUAUUGACUGCACUAUAGUAAUAGUAUUAUAGCCGAGAACGGCCCAUUCUCUUUUGUGAAAUACUGUAGAUGUUCUCAGAGUUAGUUUGUAUGGCCUGUUGUAUUAUGUAGGCCUGACUCUUGUCACAAACAGUGUAGUUUUGGAAGCAGACAGAACCGUCUCUUCUAGUAUGAAUAAGGGAGAAUUCUGGUUUUAAGUCGUGGGUUCUGCUAGCUCUUUUAAAAUGUAAUUUUACAUAGAUAGGUUAGUAAUAGAUCUUGCAACCAGUGACUUAUGUGUAGACAUUGUAAUCAGUUGCUUACACACUAGGAUUCCCUGCGGAGCAACACACUGUGAUGAUUCCCAAGUUUACAAUAUUAUUGCUGAUAACUGGGUGCACAGCUGCAACUUGAAGACCCCGUAGAACCAGAAAGUACCUUUAACUGUUGAUACAAAUUGUAUCUUUAACUAUGAGAACUAUUUUGAUGUAUAGAUCUAACUUUAAAAACACAUGUACAAAUGUGUAAAGAUGAUUUUAGACUUUUGGGCAACAUUUUAUCUCUUAUUUUAAAAAUUGUAGAUUUCAAACCCAAAACUUGCUUAUAGGCAGAUAGUUCGGAUCUUAUAUAACACAUACAGUAUUUUUUUCCUAAUUAAAUCUCCCUCUCCUUUUUCCCUAAAACAAUUGUCGAGUGAGAUCAUAUAUAAGAAAUAAUGGUAAAAUGCUGCCUGAAAAGAAUGUCCAAGCACCUUUUGAAUAGGAAAACAUUUUUUCACUACUCAUGCAACACUGUGUGUUGCAAGAAGUAGGAUUUUGGUAUACAGUAAAUGCUCCUGCAAAGCAUUGUGCUUAUAGAUGUAUCCAAUAAUCUGAACCAUGUUCAGCAACUUUAAUUCAGGAAUUAUUCUUCUACACAGCUUUCACUGUUGACUAAUGAGACAGGAUCUCAGUUCUGUUAGGUCCGCCUUCCCCAAUGAUUGGGGUUGUAAUCCAACACAUCUGGUUGGCGCUAGGUUGAGGAAGGUUGUGUUAGAUUCAUCUGCCCUCCAGUAGGUGCUACCUUGCAUUCUGUCCAUUUCUCCUGAAAGAAAACCUGUUUCCCUGUCAGUUUCAUGUCUUUUCCUCAGCCCCAUUGUUCCAUGUCUGUACAGAAUAUAUUUUAAUGGAAAGGUUGUACAUUGCAUACGGCUUCCUAGACAAGCCCUGUUCCCCCCUGGCCACCCCCAAAUGAAUGAAUUUGCACAAAAGCAUGGCUCAUUUAUUAUAGUGGGUGUCUGCAGGGGAAAAAAAUCCUAGUGGUCUGUUGCCACAGGUGAUGGUUGAUUCAUGCAUUAUUUGUGGCUUAUAUUGUAACUUUGCAUUUUUAGUGACAGUAUAUUCAUGUGUUUCUCUAAAGUAUAACAGGAUUCUUGCCACUAGUGAUCGCAGAAUGCAGAAAUGUGUUCUUGAAUAGAAUCACUUCAUCAUCAUUCCCCCACCCCCACCCCCCAAUUGGCUUAUGGUGUGUUUCAUGUUUAGGCUUGACCACAGCCUACUGACUGUGAAGGAAGGGUUGAUUGUUCACUGAGUGCUACACUGUGAAGUGAGCUACUACCAUGUAUUGUGUAAUGCAGAAUGAAUUUAAAUAAAUAUCAAACAGCAACCCCA
Elgaria multicarinata webbii is the source of this 5504-nucleotide messenger RNA. It is a transcript of the gene ZC3H12C, whose product is annotated as zinc finger CCCH-type containing 12C. NCBI's taxonomy places the organism in Eukaryota, Metazoa, Chordata, Lepidosauria, Squamata, Anguidae. The transcript has 6 exons. The record is from RefSeq and is a predicted model, not a curated record. Gene Ontology annotation, cellular component: cytoplasmic ribonucleoprotein granule; nucleus. Gene Ontology annotation, molecular function: RNA endonuclease activity; mRNA binding; metal ion binding. The coding region runs from base 189 to 2759 and encodes 856 amino acids.